Molecule: messenger RNA, 4893 nt
Organism: Mugil cephalus (flathead mullet)
Lineage: Eukaryota; Metazoa; Chordata; Actinopteri; Mugiliformes; Mugilidae
Gene: emsy
Product: EMSY transcriptional repressor, BRCA2 interacting
Exons: 20
Coding region: 213-4058 (1281 amino acids)
Biological process (GO): regulation of DNA-templated transcription
Cellular component (GO): nucleoplasm
Source: RefSeq, a predicted model, not a curated record
CCCCAUCCACAGCAGGCCAACCGUAGCUCCUCAUCAACAUAAACACUUGCACAUCUUUGUGGAAAUUAGGUUAUAGCAAUCGCGUAGGUUUUAUUUUCUUUGCCGGAUUUUCUGGAGAAUUGCUGCACGAUGGUGCUAAAUGUCUUAAGGUCAGCCACGUUUGUUUGGACCUCGGAUUUACGGCCUUGAAGUUGUCCUGCUAACGGGUGCCCAUGAUUCAGCUGGAGAAGCCGGUGCUCACUGGUACCAUGCCGGUGGUAUGGCCCACCAUCCUUGACCUGGGCAGGGAUGAGUGCAAAAGAAUUCUCCGUAAACUGGAGCUGGAGGCUUAUGCUGGGGUCAUCAGCGCCCUACGAGCCCAAGGGGACCUGACGAAGGACAAGAAGGACCUGCUGGGAGAACUCACUAAAAUCCUUGGAAUCUCAACAGAACGGCAUCGUGCAGAAGUCCGCAGGGCUGUCAACGAUGAGCGCCUCACCACCAUCGCAUAUCACAUGUCAGGUCCCAACAGUUCAUCUGAAUGGUCCAUCGAAGGACGCCGGCUCGUUCCUCUGAUGCCGAGGCUCGUCCCCCAGACGGCCUUUACAGUCACCGCUAAUGCCGUGGCCAGUGCUACAGCCAAUCAGAACGCCUCGCUCCUGCUGCCCGCCGAAACGGGAAACAAAGAAGUGGUCGUGUGUUACUCCUACACCAGCACCACCUGCACCUCCACCAGCGCCACAGCGACCAGCGGCCCCAUAGGAGCGACGGUGAAAUCUCCGCGUCCUCCCAGCCCGUCAUCCAACGUGGUGGUGCUGCCCAGCGGGAGCACCGUCUACGUGAAAAGCGUGAGUUGCUCUGAUGAAGAUGAGAAACCUCGCAAGCGAAGGCGCACGAACUCGUCCAGCUCGUCCCCGGUGAUGCUGAAAGAGGUGUCCAAGGUGUCCCCGCCGGUGUCCAAGAACAUCACGGUGCCGGUGAGCGGCAGCCCCAAGAUGAGCAACAUCAUGCAGAGCAUCGCCAACUCCCUGCCGCCCCACCUGUCCCCCGUCAAGAUCACUUUCACCAAGCCCACCAUCCAGACGACCAACACCACCACGCAGAAGGUGAUCAUCGUGACGACGUCUCCCAGCUCCAAUUUCGUGCCCAACAUCCUUUCCAAGUCGCACGCCCACAACGUCGCCAUGUCCAAGCUGGGCCACUCCUCCGUGCUGACCACGCCCACCCAGAAACAGACCGUGGUCUUCCCAACCAGCUCCAGCCCGUCCUCCAACCCCAACACUGUUGCUGUGACAACCGUGGUUUCCUCCACUCCCACGGUGGUCAUGUCCACCGUUGCCUCUGGUGGAGCUUCGGCUGGGGUGAAGGUGUCUUCGGCCAGACUUCCUUCGCCCAAGACCCUGAUGGGCUCCCCCACCCAGAUCCUGGCUCAGUUCCCCAAGCAGCAGUCACCCAAACAGCUGCAGCAGGGCUCGUCUCUCGGGGCUUCGAGCAUCAGUCAGACUCAGACCACCACCAGCUCCCCGGGGACCAAACCCACCAUUCAGAUCAAACAGGAGUCUGGUGUUAAGAUCAUCACUCAGCAGGUGCAGCCCAGUAAGAUCCUCCCCAAGCCUUCAUCAGUGGCUCUGUCCAGCAGCAGCUCUUCUCCCAUCAUGGUUGUCAGUAGCAACGGGGCCAUAAUGACCACCAAGCUGGUCACUCAGCCCACGGCUACCCAGGCCACCUACACGAGACCCACGGUCAGCCCCAACAUCAGCGCCAGGAUAUCGGCCGCCGGCGGAGGGACCACCUACGUGAAGACCACCAGCGGCAGCAUCAUCACCGUGGUGCCCAAGUCUCUGGCCACUCUGGGCGGGAAGAUCAUCAGCAGCAACAUCGUGUCAGGCACGACGACAAAGAUCACCACCAUCCCCAUGACCUCCAAGCCCAACGUCAUCGUGGUGCAGAAAACCACGGGCAAAGGAGCGACCAUCCAAGGGCUCCCGGGCAAGAAUGUGGUCACUACGCUUUUAAAUGCAGGGGGCGAGAAGGGCCUCCAGGCAGUUCAGGGGACCAAACCAGCCAUCAUCACCGCCACCAGACCCAUCACCAAGAUGAUCGUCACGCAGCCCAAAGGCAUGAGCGCCGGAUCCCAGUCCACCGCCACCAAGAUCAUCCCGACCAAGAUCGUCUACGGCCAGCAGGGUAAAACCCAGGUUCUCAUCAAGCCUAAGCCAGUCUUCCAGACGGCGGUGGUGAGCGAACAGACCAGGCAGCUGGUGACCGAGACACUGCAGCAGGUGACCCGAUCUGCAGAGCUGGGUCAGGGUCAGACCUCCGGCCAGGACGGAGCCAAAGACGAGGCCGGAAGCCUCCCGGAGGCCACCAGUGUAGCCGGCGAGGCCUCCCACAGCAGCUCGCAAGAUUCGCAGCCUGUAGUGCACUUGGUGUCCUCCAGAGAGCAGGAUUGGACCGAGCAGGAAGUGGCCGUGGAGUCGAGCCCCACUAUCAUCUACCAGGAGGUAUCAAGCGGGGAAUCCCAGUCCGCUACGUCAACCAUCAAAGCCUUUCUGGAGCUCCAGCAGACAACAGUGAAGGAGAAGGGAGAGUCCAAACCCAGGCAGCACACCAUCGACCUGAGCCAGAUGGCCGUACCCAUCCAGCUCACCCAGGAGAAGAAGCCUGGGCCCGAGUCCCCCCGACCCUCCACCUCAGAGGCUGAACCCAGCACCGAGUACGUCACAGCAGCAGGCAAAGCCAGCAGAGCGGUGGUGUCCUCGGAGGAUGAUGACUUGGUGCUGUCCUCCAGCCAGCAACUGGGGAAGCCUUAUAAAAGCGCCAGCCAGGUCACCGUGGUAACCAAACCGGUUGUCGCGGCCUGUGCAGCCGCAGCCUCGCACGUGCCCUCCGACAGUCAAGGUAAAACCGAGACUGUGCUCGAGGUGGGCGAGCUGGAAGGUGACACCUUGGACCCCCAGACGGGUUUGUUCUACCGCUCCAGCCAGCCCUCUUCAGAUCCCAUAAAGCAAACCACCAACUCUGCAGGCAAUCAGCCGUCACCCGUGAACCAGGCUGAUCAGAGCCGGCUCAGCUCCACCUCAACGCAGCAGCAGCAGCCGCAGCAGCAGCAGCAGCAGCAGCCGCCGCCUCCGCCGCCACCGCCGCAGCUACAGAGCAAACCUCAGAUCAGCCAGCCUUCCUCUUCCUCCUCCUCCACCUUCUCAUCCACUCCUCUUCUCACUAAGAAGAUCCCUAAGCUGCGAGACCAGAGUCAGCCCAAACCUCAGGCCUUAACCCAGAGCCCCAAAGACAGACCGCUAGCUGCACCGGUCCAGGCCGGGGCGAAGGUCGCGGCCCCGGGCACGCCGGCCAAGAUCCUGGUGACGCCGCAGCUCCCGAAGCUCCAGCAGGCGCCCACCUCCCACCACAGGCCGCUCCACACGCCCAUGUCCCACCCUCCCCCGCUGCAGGCGCACCACCCGGUCAGCACCGAUAAGACGGCCUCCAGCCAGCAGCCAAUCAUCACACAGAGCGCCACCUUCACCAAGAUCACCUUCGGCAGCUCCCACCACUCUGCGCCCGUCUUCAGCGGGGAGCCGCCCGCCAAGCUGGUUCCCGAGUCCAGCUCCGGGUCCUCAGGGGACAAGCCGUCCGUGUCGGACAUCCUGAAGAUCUCCAUGAUGAAGGCGGAGAUCGACCCCAGCACGGAGCCCAUGGUUGUGGAUUCCUCCAGCGACUGCGGCCCUCUGGGGAAAGCCCUGGAGGUCCAGGCCGUGUCCGGCACCCUGGACUCGGGCCAGUUCAUCAGCAGCUCCGGGGCCGCUGUGCAUCACUCCCACGCAAAAACUCAGCAGUUCAGCUGCAUGCAGGGCCUCGCAGCGCAGAGGAGCAAAGAAGAUCUGGAGGUUAUUGAGGUGAUUCCUCAGUACUCCAUCCUGCCGGACUCCAGCCAGUCCAACGUGGUCGUGGAGCCCAGCGGCUUCCUGGAGAUCACCAACUACACCAGCCAGCAGCUGGAGGAGGACAGCCCCAUGGAGCAGGAGGUGGACAGCAGCAACGACGAGGCGGCGGCGGCCAGCCCCCCCGACCGGCCGUAGCCCACUCCGACGCCACAGCACGUUUUCACUUUGAACGAGCAGACUCUGCAAGUUUGACGCCUCGGAACCAGCGCACAAAGACUGAUUACUGAUUGUUUGUGAAAUAUUAGCUUGUUAGUUUCUUCUCCUCCCAACUACUAACUACACAUGUGCUUUUUUAUUGCGAAAUGUGGGAGUGAGGUGAAAGGAUUAGUCUGGAAAACAGCCUCUCCAAACACGCCGGGCUCCAACGUGUUGACGUUUGUACUACUUGCAGAACUUUGCGAGGUAUUUACACAUUCGCAGUAUCUGGGAUUGUUCGGGGCCACGCUCGUUUCAGACAUUUCCGAGAUAUACAGCUGGCUCAGAUUACCGCAUUUAGUCGAUGGUCCCCCCCCCCACGAGUAUUUCAAAUACGUGUUGCCCAAUCACACUCGCAUCACGCACCAGUUUUGUAAAGUGAGUCAACAGCCAUAGUUUUGUCAUCAGAUUUUUCUCCUGACUGACUUUGUAACGGUAAAACUCUCCAGCGCUUACGGGAUUCGAGUUUUCAGAAGAGAAAACAAAGCUGCAGCCGACUGAACUUUCUGCGAGGAACACGAAGCAGAAACAGAGACGAGUGUCCGGGAGGAACGGAUGGAGUCCAACAUAUGUUAUUGGUCACUGAAAAUGAAAAUGUAACAAAGAAAAAAAAAAUACAUUUUUUUGUAAGAUAUAUUCUGAAGUUGAAAAAAGUUGCAGUGAUCUGUUUCGGCAUAGUGUGUUUUAAACUAUGCAUUUCGUUUUCUACCUUUCCAAGCUAGAUAUCUAGUCGAGAGAAAUCAUUUAACCUGCACAAUAAAUCAGCCAAGUAGAA